AAUUCCUUUUUCCAAAUGACAGAUUCUGAUGUUCGUUACUGGGAAGCUGACAAAACAUUGUUGGAGAGUGAGAACCUGUAUUCAGUUGAAACAGCACAGGCUUCAGCUAUAACCGUGGAAACCACUGCGUAUGCCUUACUUCAGGCAUUGUCAAGGAAUGACAUUGACUAUGCAGCACCAAUUGUGAGAUGGCUAACUCAGCAACAAAACUAUGGUGGUGGAUUUCAAUCGACACAGGACACUGUGAUUGCCUUGGAAGGUUUAUCACGAUAUCACAUUGCAUUUCUGAAGAGGGAAGAAGAAAUCAAUAUGCAAAUUCAAUUCAAUGUUUUUGGAAGCUCCAUGGAGAACAGGAUUCAUUUGCGCAGACGUAAUGCUCUGACCGAGAAAGAAUUGAAGUUUCCACUUGGAACCAAGAUGCGCAUUGAGUUGUCUGGUCAAGGGAAUGGAACACUGACUUUCCGAAAGCUGUACCAUAAACUGGAGGAGCCUCUCGGUGCUUGCAAAAAGGUUCACCUCUCUGUUACUAUCGAAGGAAAAGUGGAGUUUAAGAGACCAGACGAUUACACUAAUUUUGAUGAGGAAUGUACAGACGAUGACUCUCAACCGCUUGAUUCACAGCUUGGCACCAUAGGUUGGCACGAUGUUCGUUCAAGAAGGAAAAGGGAUGUUCCAGAUACAGAAAAUCGUCAAACCAUUUACUAUAAAGUCUGUUACUGGCGAGAUAGUGACGAUGAGACUCAUUUCCAGUCUGGAAUGGCAAUUGUCGAUAUUUCACUCCUCAGUGGUUUGGAACCUGAGCUGGUGCAACUUGAUCAGCUGAAGAAUGGAGUUGACAAAUACAUCGAUCACUAUGAUUAUAAGGAUGGAAGGGUCUUACUUUAUUUGGAGACGGUCCGCGAGGAGAGAGAAUGUGUUGUAUUUGCCACCAAACAAAUUGUUCCAAUGGGUUUAGUGCAGCCGGCAUCAGCAACUCUGUAUGAUUUCUAUAACCCAAGUAUAAAAUGCACUGUGGCAUACAGUGCUCCUGAAAUGAAUGCUAUGAUCUCCAAGAUCUGCAACAGUGAAGUUUGCGUUUGUGCUGAAGGUUCCUGUCCUCAACUUAAACACGUCUUGUCCACUGAGGUGAAUGGAUCAGCUCGGGUAGAAUUUGCCUGCUACAGCCCAAUUGUGGAUUACGCUUAUAGAAUCAGAGUUGACAAUAUUACUACCACCGGAUAUUUUGAAAACUACCAGGUGUCGAUUACUAGAAUUCUGAAAAUGGGCCAUAAGGAUGAAAGGGUUAAAGUAAAUGAUGUCCGACAUUUCCUGAAGCGGAAUUCCUGUCAACUUCAGCUGAAGAAAGGUGAAGACUAUUUCAUCAUGGGCCAAGAUGGGAGAAGCAUUGAUGGAAGUGGCAAGAUUCAGUAUUUAUUUGAUGCCAAAUCAUGGAUUGAGGAAAUUCCAUCAGCUGAUACCUGUGAGCUUCGGAAAUACCGCAGUGCCUGCAAAAGCCUGAACGAUUCCAUGAAUGACCUUUUAAAUCGGGGGUGCCAAAUGUAGCGUGUGCCCAAACAGAGCUUCAAGGCUGACAUAUUAAAUACAUACUCUUAAAAGUAAUACAUUAAUUGGUCUGUAUAAUAAAGUUUAGAAAAUUA
Molecule: messenger RNA, 1637 nt
Organism: Chiloscyllium plagiosum (whitespotted bambooshark)
Lineage: Eukaryota; Metazoa; Chordata; Chondrichthyes; Orectolobiformes; Hemiscylliidae
Source: RefSeq, a predicted model, not a curated record